GCCUCGGUGAGCUCUAUGACCAUGCUUCAGUCGCAGAAGCUGUACGGCGACGCUGGUAGCCUGGGCGGCGCGAUGACCAGCGCCGCGAUGUCCACGAUGGGCAGUAUGGCGCCGACGUACAGCUCUAUUAACUGCAUGUCGAUGGGCAUGUCGAUGGGCGUUGGAGUCGGGCCGAGCUGUAGCCCGCAGGGCGCCGGCAGUUUUAACAUGAGCACCAUGAGUUCUGCCAUGGGGAUGGCCUCGAUGGGUGGAGGUGGUAUGGGGGCUUACGGAAGUGCUUCUAUGGGUGGCGGUAGCGCCUGUAUGAGCGCCGUCGGCUACGGGCCAUUGACGCCUGGCGGUGGCGCCGGGGUUACCAGGGAUCCUCUAUCUCUAACCGAGCCAGAUUCGCCUAAUUCUGCCCUGCAACGUGCUAGAACGGACAAACCGUACCGCAGGAGUUACACCCACGCGAAACCGCCAUAUUCGUACAUCAGUCUGAUCACCAUGGCCAUACAGAACGCGCCAACCAAGAUGCUCACGCUGUCAGAGAUUUAUCAGUUCAUCAUGGACCUGUUCCCUUUCUACAGGCAGAAUCAGCAACGCUGGCAGAACUCCAUCAGGCAUUCCCUCAGCUUCAACGACUGCUUCGUCAAAAUUGCAAGAACACCUGAUAAACCUGGCAAAGGAUCCUUCUGGUCCCUUCAUCCGGACAGUGGGAACAUGUUCGAGAACGGUUGUUACCUUCGCCGUCAGAAGAGGUUCAAAGAUGAGAAGAAGGAGCUCACAAGACAGAAUAACAAACAUCAACAGCAUCAGCAACACCAUACCAGCCCGGCUGCUGCGGCCGCCGCAGCAGCGGCAGCCGCCGCCGGACAUAACAGCCCUACGUCUCUCGAGAUGGCUCGCGCAGGUAAGAGGACACCGUCACACCAUGGACCUCAACAACAGGACGAUAAGGAUCUCCAUUCGCUGGUGUCUUCUCAUCAUCUUCAUCAUACACCAGCCGAUCUUCACCAUCAUCACGCCGCGUUGAAGAGCGACACGACAGACAUAGGCGGUCUUCUUGGUCCCGAUCUGAGCGCUGCUCACGAUGAACUCACUGCAAUGGUCAGUCGAAGCCUUCCACCACACCUGAUCACCGAUCCCGCGGCCCUUCAUCACGGAAUGACGGGCAGCUUGAAGCAGGAACCAUCUUACACCGCCGCCAGCCAUCCGUUCAGCAUCACCAGGUUACUGCCAGGCGCGACGGCGGGCACGUCACCAGGUGCUCAAGACACGAAACCUCCAGAGAUGAAGAUGUACGAGCAGUUGCACCAGAGCUACGCGAACUUUGGCUCGCCUCAUCAUACUCACGCGCACUCUGCUCCGCCAAGUCAUCACCAUCACAACGGGAUGCACACGGGGUCGAAUGCAGCUGGUCCAAUGCACAACAUGACCAAUCAUCAUCAUCAGGAAUAUUACCAGAGCCCGUUGUACCAUCACGCGACCAGCGUCGCGAGCAACAGCGCACCCCCGCCGCCCUCCGUCGCCACAGCGGCUCCUGGCUUGUGACAUCACGCUACCCACCCCUACGCCUUGGCCUGAGUCGCUGCAGUCGCGGCUUACGCCGCCUCGAACACGGCCAGCCUUGUUCUUCCCGCUCAUCCUCAUCAGCAGAGUCAUCAACAGCCGACCGUUUCAUCGUCUUCGUCCUCUUCGUCGUCCUCUUCUUCGUCCUCGCCCUCGACGUCCUUGCAGCCCGCCGCGUCCGUCUCUACGAUAAGAAUUUCCUCGAUGCAGAAGGAAUGUCAACGACGUAGAAGUCGAA
Habropoda laboriosa is the source of this 1789-nucleotide messenger RNA. RefSeq names its product silk gland factor 1-like. Bases 16 to 1533 code for a protein of 505 amino acids. The record is from RefSeq and is a predicted model, not a curated record. Gene Ontology annotation, biological process: cell differentiation; anatomical structure morphogenesis; regulation of transcription by RNA polymerase II. Lineage: Eukaryota; Metazoa; Arthropoda; Insecta; Hymenoptera; Apidae. Gene Ontology annotation, molecular function: RNA polymerase II cis-regulatory region sequence-specific DNA binding; transcription factor binding; protein domain specific binding. The transcript has a single exon.